This is a messenger RNA of Protopolystoma xenopodis, 291 nucleotides long. The record is from the annotation of a GenBank genome assembly. Lineage: Eukaryota; Metazoa; Platyhelminthes; Monogenea; Polystomatidea; Polystomatidae.
GUGACGAAGUUUCGUCAGACUGCUUGUCUGCUUGGCUUUGUAGGCAUUGAUAUUCCUCAACACCCCUUAUGGAUACUAGGUGACAGCUUUAUUGGCCGCUACUACACGAUUUUCGAUCGUGGAAACAAUAGCAUUGGCUUGGCUAAGGCCAAACAGGGCAUCAUCGCCUCGCGAAAGGCCAAUGAGGAACUUUCCACCUGUUUCCGGCGAUUGAUUAGUACCCAGGAAAACGAACUAGAGGUCAUUCCGUUCACGAACCUGGUCCCAGCUAUCGCUGUCGACAACGAAUGA